Drosophila gunungcola (fruit fly) is the source of this 1408-nucleotide messenger RNA. Its product is annotated as lysM and putative peptidoglycan-binding domain-containing protein 4. NCBI's taxonomy places the organism in Eukaryota, Metazoa, Arthropoda, Insecta, Diptera, Drosophilidae. The record is from RefSeq and is a predicted model, not a curated record. The transcript is spliced from 3 exons. Bases 250 to 1068 code for a protein of 272 amino acids.
AAAACAGCUGUGUUUACCCUGUUAAAGUUAACAGGCCGCUGUUAGCAGAGUUAUCGAUAUUUUCAAUCAUCUGUGACUUGUUGUUUGUGGGCUGCUGCUAACGAAAACAGUUUUUACACGUAAAUAAAUUUAAUUACCUUAAUUAAUUGGCCGAAGCUAAACAAAGAGCUGUGACGCGACUGCAGAAUAAACCGAAAAGGAAGCCUAGAUCUGGGCCAGGACACCCCGCCAAGCCAGCCAGGAAGAACAAUGCGACGCAAUGCGCGACAGCAACUUCACAAUCUGGAGGACGUGGACCCCGACGACGUGGAGGACAUCUUCGCCCGUCCCGCCUACGACGACGACGAGUUCGAGGACCUGCUCCCACUGGCCAGGAGACCCAACGGCCACGCCCGCCUGGGGCGCUACGAGAACACGCUGGAGGUGAAGGUCCAGGAGGGCGACACUCUGCAGGCUCUGGCGCUGCGCUUCCACUCCUCCGUGGCGGACAUCAAGCGGCUGAACAAGAUCGACCGCGAGAACGAGAUCCACGCGCAUCGGGUAAUCCGCAUCCCGGUCACCGUGCACAACGUCCUGCUGGGCAACGGUGGGUUCGAAGCCCUGCCCGCAGUCCACCGGAGCGGGAACAACAGUCCCAGGCACAACCUGGAGCGGGAGCCAGCCCCCGAACGCAAUCCCCUCGAGGAUGCGCGCCAAAUGCUGGACGAGCGACUCCUGGUUGCGGCGGUGAACGCCUCAGGCGCCCAGGAUCCCGACCUGCCAUCGACGAGCAGAGCGGCUGGGCAGUUCUACGAGGGAGCCCAGGGUGCGCCCAAUGACGAAGCAAAUAUGGAGCAACCCUUCGAGGAAAAUGCCGCUUUGCUGAACCACAUGCUGGUGGACAGGCAUGCUCCGCUGGUGCGUCCCAUCCCUGGACCCUCUUUGAGUGCCAUCGACUGGUCUGGAUCGGAUUGCGACUUGUCCUGGAUAUGUCUGCUGAUCUUCAUACUCGCCCUGUGUGUCGUCAUACCGCUGGUCUACGUCAUCUACCUGGCGGAGCAUCCGCAUCACAAUCACAGCGCCCAGUAGUUGGGUUGAUGCCUAUCCCCGCCCCCGCCCCCGCCCCCGAAGUGAUCAUCAUUCCAAAUGUACCGGCAACUUCUCACUUCUCACCUGUCCCUCUCCCUCUCUCAAUCUCCCUCUCUCUCUCUCAGAUCAGCCGGGCGCAUUCAAAAUGCAGUCGCAGGCAGUGGAAUUUAUUUUUAUACCUAAAUGUAUAACUUUAUAUUGACUCUUGUGUACUGUACUUUUUAAAUAACUACGAUUUGCGUGCUUCCAAGUUGCAUAUAGACGUUUAUGCUAUGCUCCACAUCACUCCUGGCAGCCAAAACAAAUAAAACGAUCCUAAGAUCCGAUUGUGUUGUGAAUA